Macadamia integrifolia is the source of this 2818-nucleotide messenger RNA. RefSeq lists its product as uncharacterized. NCBI's taxonomy places the organism in Eukaryota, Viridiplantae, Streptophyta, Magnoliopsida, Proteales, Proteaceae. The transcript has a single exon. The coding region runs from base 389 to 2680 and encodes 763 amino acids. The record is from RefSeq and is a predicted model, not a curated record. Gene Ontology annotation, biological process: meristem development; meristem maintenance.
CCAGGUGGGUGAAUGGUCAUAAAGAUGCUUAAGAAGUGGCAUUCUCAGUCAAAGAAAUUUCCUUUUUUGUUCUAGUCCAUGCUAUACUCCUCAGUACAGUAUAGUACCUUCAAGAUCAAGAUCUUAUCGAGAUGCCUGCGAGUGGGUGUGCUCUGGGCUGCGUGAGCAAUGUAGCACAUUUCCCAGUUCCCAUCACCACCACCACUACCCCUUCUCUCCUAUCCCCAAGCGGACGAUCUCAAUAGGCCAUUCUUUCCAAUUUUUUUUUUUCUCCUUUCUCCAAGCCAAAACCCUAGGCCCCUCUUUACCAUUUUUAAAUGGCGGAGCUUCCAUAGUUCUGUGCUUUUUGACAAGAAAAGGGAGAGGAGGAGAGAGUGAGAGAGUAAAAAUGGAAUUAUCUGUCCUUAGCCCAGUUCCUGAACAUACUCAAACUCAAUUUGCAGUUCCAGUGGAGGGAGGAAAAGAUAAUGAUCUCGCAAUGGUAGUGGUGGAAGAAUUAAAAGAGGGAUCAAGUUCAAGUUCCAUAGUGGUGGAGCGACAAGAGGAACUGGUGUCACCGAUUGGGGGAAAACCCACAGUGAGAAUAGGUAGAUUUCUCAAACCUCGUGUUGAUAAUGUUAAUGAAGCAGCUGGGAUUCCUUUAGUUCCUCUUCUUUCUGAAAUCAUCACUUUCAGACCCUGCAAAUGGCCUCCAAAAGUUGUGUUUAAAGGAUGGAGAUGUCCCCAGACGAAAUGGAAGAUCUGGGUCGAUCGGUUGCUGCCAUUGUACGGAUCCAUGUGGGUGAACGCUGGUAUAUACAAUGCGAUCAUGGCUUCUACUUACAGAGUCCGAAAAGACCAAGAUUUGGUCCUUGCAUUAGUGGAGAAAUGGUGCCCUCAGACAAGCUCAUUCGUCUUCCCAUGGGGAGAAGCCACAAUAACCCUUGAAGAUACCUUCAUUCUUGGGGGAUUCUCCUUUGUUGGAAAGCCCAUUACUGAACCUGUAACGAAGGAGCAAGAGAAGAUGGAGAAGAAGAUGGUUGAAGAACAUGAUGGCUUCUACAAACAUCAAUGGUGGAACCCUUCCAACUCAGAAUGGAUUACCCAUUUCAUGAAGACCCAAAUCGAACUGGAACAUGUAGCUUUCCUCUCCUUGUGGCUGUUAAGGUAUGUCUUUCCUACACCUUCUGAGAGGUCUGUGGGGAGCCAUGUCUUCCCCAUUGCCAUCCAUUUGGCUCAAGGGACACCCAUUGCUCUUGGCCCUGCUGUGCUUGCGAGUCUCUAUCGUGAUCUUAGGUUUCUUAAAGAACAAUGUUUUCAUAACCUUCUUGGAUCAAACAAGGAUGGUCAUGAAGAUGAUUUCCAUCCCAGCGUUUGGGGGCCAUUCCAACUUUUGCAGCUCUGGGCUUGGGAACGGUUUCCAUCUCUGAGACCACAGAAACCCAACUCUCUCCGACCUGGUGAACCCAGAGCAGCUCUGUGGAGCAAACUGACGACGAACAUGAGUAUUGAGCUUGUGAGGUUGGUUAUGAGCUCACCUGAAAAUUAUCAAUGGCGUCCUUAUGCUGCCAACUUGACCAACUGGUGUUCCCCUCCCUUCUACAUGGAAAGGGAAGAAUGGGUUUCCCAAGGUCCAAAUGGGGAUGUGCAAUUGGAGUCCUUUGCCCAUUGCUUCUUGGCUUCUGAGCUAGUUGGGAUAGACGGUAAAGAACACUAUCUUCCACAUCGAGUGGCUAUGCAAUUUGGAUUAGAUCAAGACAUCCCAGGUCAUUUUGGCCUUACCAGGGGAAAUUGCAGCGAACCCCUAAAAUUUGCUAUGUUCUUUAUCCCAUCUCGGCAUUUCAAAUCAGAUGUAACGACGAGAUACUCAGAAUGGUGGAAGCAAUCCAUGCUGAUUCGUCGAGAAGGAAUCAAGGAUGCUUUAACCCAAGCUCAAAUUCAGGUUAACCCCAGAAAAAUAACCAAACGUUCAAUGAAAGACAAGGCGAGAGGCAAGAAUGGCUGGGCUCUUACUUUGGUUUCUUCUGAGAAUCACAAGCGGAGCUUUCAAGAUUUUUCGGAUGAAAACCAGACACAGAAGUUGAAAAACCUUAAAUUAGCCAAACGUUCAAUGAAAGAGAAGGCGAGAGGCAACAAUGAUUGGGCUCUUACAUUGGUUUCCUCUGAAAAUCACAAGCCGAGCUCCCAAGAUUCUACUGAUGAAAACGAGUCACAGGAGUUGAAAAACCUUCAACUGGCAAAAGUGAAGGAGGAAGACCCCUUUGGACCAGUUCCGCCUGGAUUUUCAUCCAAAUGUAGAAAGUUAAACUUGGAAGAUUCAAGCCACAAAGAUGAACAUCCAGUCCUGCAAAAGAAGUUCAUCAACUUGGAAGAUUCAAGCCAGAAAGAUGAACAUUCAGUCGUGCAAAAGUUUAAACUACUAAAAGACCUCAAUGAGUCUGCAAUUGGAAGCAUUCCAGCUAGUAUUACCUCAACUACUGCAACAAACAGAGAUUUGGGAGGAAGUGAAGAAGCCCAUGAAGAUCUCAUGGAGAAGAACACAAUCGAAGUGAAGGGUAGCCAUAAACCGAAGGAAAUGAAGACAAAUGAACUGGAAGCACGGGUUUGGGAGCUUGAGAGAGAGAUUUCUGGGCUUAAAGAGAAAUUGCGUUCUAAAGAAGCUGGUGAAUCUUCAAAUCAGAGCCCAUCGCAGUCUGGCUAAAUUCAUGUUGCGCUUUUUGAAUAUAUGUAAAGUUGAAUUUGUACUUGAUUCUGCAUAGUCAAACUUGAUUUAAGUCGUAUUGUACAGAUGCAACUUGGAUUUCAGACUGAUGACCCCAGAGUUUCUGGUUUUGAGUGA